UGUUGCUUCAACAUCUGGGUUCUUCCACCAUGCUGUGUUAAAAUAGGUGAAUAAUAUUUGAUAUUCUUACAGAUCCAUAAGUGGAAACAGACACUUCUUUUUUUUAUUACGGGAACAUAGCUUCUCCUGAGGUGUGUCCCACAUUCGGGCACUGAAGAUGGGUGUGUGGGCCAGAGCAGCGGCUCUGUCUCUGUUGCUGCAACAGCUGGUGCUCACUAUCACAGCUCAAGGCAUUAUCUACGACCUGCUGGUGUCUCCAGACUGCCUGCCAGACCUGUUACAGGGAAGUCUGAAGAACAAAGGGCGAGAUGAGGCGUUCCUCCUCUCUUCCUUCAGCCUCCACAGCAAGGCCCCCACCUCGCUCUACAGUAUCAUCAACCCCAAAGACCUCACCAAGUACUUGGAGCUCAGCGUGCAGGCCAAACUCAACAAGGUGACCCUUCGUUACCAGAAGACUGACGGCAGAUUUGCCACAACCAGUUUCAACCACGCGUCCCUGGCAGACGGGCGGGAUCACCAUGUGAUGCUGCAUGCCAGAGGCCUUCAGGGCGGCACACCUAGCCUCAACAUUUAUGUGGACUGCAGACUGGCGCACACUUUGAAUGAUCUGCCAGCUGCCUUUGGGUCUCUCCCCCCCGGGCCCAACAAGGUGGCACUGAGAACCCUGCAGUCCAGAGGGCAGGAUGAACUGACAGACUUGAAGCUGGUGUUAGAGGACACCAUAGACAAUGUGGCGACUCUGCAGGACUGCAGUGUGGAUCAGCGAGAAACUUUGCAGCUGCUAAGUAUCCAGGGAGGCAGUACAACACACGACCAGGUCAGCAUGCUGGAGCUGAAGAGCAUGUUAUCUGACAUGAAGGUGCUGCUUAACCAGCAGAUUAAGGAGACAGCCUUUCUGAGGAACACCAUUACAGAGUGUCUUGCCUGUGGCCUCGGAGGCAACCCAAACACCAACACAGGUCCGACUCCUGCACCAUUUCUCAUGAAGCCUAAGUCCCCCCCUCAACCUCAACCUCAGCCUCAGCCUCAACCUCAACCUCAACCUCAACCUAAGCCUCAGCCCCCCCAGCCUCCUCAGCCGCAGACUCAGUGCCCACCUGGGACCUGUUUCAGACAGAACAUGUGCAUCCCAUCAGAGUCAGGGGGUUACCAGUGCGCCCUAUGUCCGGAAGGAUUUACAGGAGACGGGGUGCGCUGUGACGACGUAGACGAGUGCCAGUUUCAGCCAUGCUACCCGGGGGUCCGGUGCGUGAACACUGCUCCUGGUUUCCGCUGUGAGAAAUGUCCUCUGGGAUACAGCGGUCCGGAGAUAAAUGGAGUCGGAGAGUCUUAUGCUAAGUCCCACAAACAGGUGUGUGAGGAUAUAGAUGAGUGUCUGGGCCCGCCGCAGAAUGGAGGAUGCACUGCCAACUCGCACUGCCACAACACUAUAGGCUCCUUCCGCUGUGGAGAUUGUAAAACUGGCUUCACAGGAGACGAGAGGAGAGGCUGCCAGGCAACCAGGCUCUGCCCCAACGGGAAACCCAGCCCGUGUGACGCCACUGGAGAGUGUGUGGUGGAGAGAGAUGGCAGCAUCAGCUGUAGGUGUGGCGUUGGUUGGGCAGGUAAUGGCUAUGUGUGUGGAAAAGACACCGAUAUUGACGGGUAUCCAGACACUAAGCUCCCGUGCGGGGACAUCAACUGUAAGCAGGAUAACUGUGUGUUUGUGCCAAACUCUGGCCAAGAGGAUGCAGACAGUGACGGGAAGGGGGACUCCUGUGACGAGGACGCAGACAGUGAUGGUAUUCUUAACGAUGAUGACAACUGCUGGCUCGUUCAUAACGUGAAACAAAAGAACAGCGAUAAGGAUCUCCAUGGCGACGCCUGUGACAACUGCAAAACAGUUGAAAAUCCGUUACAGAGGGACACGGAUCAGGACGGGCUGGGGGACGAGUGUGAUGAUGAUAUGGACGGGGACGGCUUGAAGAAUAUCCUCGACAAUUGCCAGCAAGUCCCCAACACAGACCAGGAGGACAAAGACAACGAUGGGGUGGGAGAUGCCUGUGACAGCUGUCCUGAUAUGUUCAACCCUAACCAGUCUGACUCCGAUGAUGACCUCGUAGGAGAUACCUGUGAUGACAACGUAGACAGUGAUGGUGAUGGCCACCAGGACUCAAAAGACAACUGUCCCACAGUCAUCAACUCCUCUCAGCUGGACACCGACAAGGAUGGAAUGGGAGAUGAAUGUGAUGAUGACGACGAUAAUGACGGCAUCCUGGACGAUGACGACAACUGCAGACUUGUUCGCAACCCAGACCAACUGGACACAGAUGAAAACAAUGUCGGAGACGCAUGCGAAGGAGAUUUUGACCAAGACAACGUCAUUGACAUAAUCGACCACUGCCCAGAGAACGCAGAGGUCACGCUGACCGACUUCAGAGCCUAUCAGACCGUAGUGCUGGAUCCAGAGGGGGACUCUCAGAUCGACCCCAACUGGGUGGUCCUCAACCAGGGCAUGGAGAUCGUUCAGACAAUGAACUCUGACCCUGGCCUUGCUGUAGGAUACAAAGCGUUCAGUGGUGUUGACUUUGAGGGAACUUUCCACGUAAACACGAUGACUGAUGAUGACUACGCUGGCUUCAUCUUCGGCUACCAGGACUCCUCCUCCUUCUACGUGGUGAUGUGGAAACAGACCGAGCAAACGUACUGGCAGGCUGCGCCAUUCAGAGCCGUCGCUGACCCGGGAAUACAACUCAAGGUUGUGAAGUCAAAGACGGGUCCUGGUGAGUAUCUGAGGAACUCCUUGUGGCACACAGGAGACACCCCCGACCAGGUGCGCCUCCUGUGGAAGGACCCCAGGAACGUUGGCUGGAAGGACAAGGUCUCUUACCGCUGGUUCCUCCAGCACAGACCACAGGUCGGAUACAUCAGGGCUCGAUUCUUUGAGGGGCCAAAGCUGGUGGCGGACACCGAGGCGAUCAUUGACACCAGCAUGAGAGGAGGGAGACUGGGCGUGUUCUGCUUCUCUCAGGAAAACAUCAUCUGGUCCAACCUGAAGUACCGUUGCAAUGACACUAUUCCUGCUGACUACGAGGAUCUCAAUGCCCAGAACACAGAGUGAAGCGCAGAGAUCCAUCAGAUAAACUAUUAGAGCUGCACUGUUGAGAACAAAGAGGUAGUGAGGUAAAUAAAAAGUGAGAGGAAACAUGAUGGACUGGGUUGGUUAAAGAUUAUUUUAACGUGGUCAUUUGAGUGAGAGGGUCUUAGGAAAGCUUACAAAUUGGGCAUUAUAUAUGUAGCGGCCAAAAUCAUAUAGAACUAAAACAGAUAAUUAACUUAAAAUAAUACAGCCGUUGAGGCAC
Molecule: messenger RNA, 3341 nt
Organism: Notothenia coriiceps (black rockcod)
Lineage: Eukaryota; Metazoa; Chordata; Actinopteri; Perciformes; Nototheniidae
Gene: thbs4a
Product: thrombospondin 4a
Exons: 23
Coding region: 158-3100 (980 amino acids)
Biological process (GO): cell adhesion
Cellular component (GO): extracellular region
Molecular function (GO): calcium ion binding
Source: RefSeq, a predicted model, not a curated record